Messenger RNA from Exophiala viscosa, 1534 nucleotides. Its product is annotated as sulfite transporter Ssu1. Gene Ontology annotation, biological process: transmembrane transport; sulfite transmembrane transport. Gene Ontology annotation, molecular function: sulfite transmembrane transporter activity. The record is from RefSeq and is a predicted model, not a curated record. The transcript has a single exon. Gene Ontology annotation, cellular component: plasma membrane. The coding region runs from base 146 to 1429 and encodes 427 amino acids. Lineage: Eukaryota; Fungi; Ascomycota; Eurotiomycetes; Chaetothyriales; Herpotrichiellaceae.
GCAUUGGCUGAACCUUCUGCCAUUGAGCGCUCGGACCACCGUUACUCCCUCUAUUGGUACUACGAGUACAUAUAUAGAUUUACCCUUCCUACUUGUCCGAGACGACAACGUCCAUUUCACUGAACCAAAACAAAGCACACCAAACAUGGACCCCUCAGGAACAUACGCAAACUGCCAAAUCGCUCAACGAGGUGCCGCUGACUUCCACCAUGAGUGUCACGAUGGCGUCACACAGACGGGCAAAGACACCCUCGAGUCCAGCUUUGCCGCAAAAAACAACCACGGAUGGCGUCGCAUAGUCUUGAAUUUCACGCCUUCGUGGUUCGCAGCAACGAUGGGCACUGGUAUCGUGUCCAUACUACUGCACAACCUCCCUUACAACAGCGACUGGCUGUACUGGCUUUCGGUCAUCAUCUUCUGCCUCAACAUCUGUCUGUUCUGCACUUUCCUCGCCAUCUCGAUCCUCAGGUACACCAUGUUUCGCGGCCUGUUCAUGGCCAUGAUCCGACAUCCAGUACAGUCGCUGUUCGUAGGGACUUUUCCGAUGGGUCUGGCGACAAUCAUCAACAUGAUCGUCUUCGUCUGCGUGCCCGCUUGGGGACCCUGGGCCACGACCCUCGCCUGGACGCUGUGGUGGAUUGACGUGGUCAUCUCGGUCGCCUCGUGCAUGUGGUUGCCCUUCAUCAUCAUGCAUCUGCAUGAGAGCGAGUUGUCCAAGAUGACCGCCGCGUGGCUGCUGCCUAUCGUGGCCACUAUCGUCGCUGCCGCUUCCGGUGGGAUCGUCGCUGAGGUCCUGCCAAACCCCCAGCACCAGGAGUGGACAAUCGUCACCUCUUACGUCCUCUGGGGAACUGGCUUUCCUCUGGCGAUGGUGGUACUAACGAUGUACUUCCAACGUCUCACUAUUCAUCGGCUCCCGCCGCGAGAGGUCAUCGUUUCAGUCUUCCUCCCACUGGGACCGUUGGGACAAGGCAGCUUCGGCCUAAUGCAGCUCGGAAAGGUGUGCGCACAGGUCUUCCCGAAGACGGAAAGCUUUGGACCAGAGAGCGGCAGAGUCAUUUUCAGCUUCAGCAUCGUCAUUGCUUUGGUGAUAUGGGGUUACGGGCUCGUCUGGCUGUUCUUCGCCCUGGCGAGCAUCACUCGAAGCAAGUUUCCUUUCAACAUGGGAUGGUGGGGAUUCACCUUCCCGAUUGGUGUCUUCGCCGUCUCGACAUGCACUCUCGCCAAGGAAAUCCCCAGCCUGUUCUUCAAAGUCCUUGGGACAAUUUUCUCCAUCGCUGUCGUCUUGCUGUGGUUGAUGGUUGCGCUGGAAACUUUCCGGGGUGUCAUGGCUGGGAACAUAUUUUUCGCGCCUUGCGUUUCCCAGUACGAGAAGCAAUUAGAACAGCUGCAAAAGAAGAAGCAACAAGAUAAAAAGCAAGAAGUAUAAUGUGCGAAUAUGAGAAGGGAAGAUAUCUUCAGCUAUGAAGUACAGUCCACCGAGGCGUUAACUGAACUACCAAGGCACUGUAGAUACUACUUUGAUAUUAAGAUC